This is a messenger RNA of Leishmania mexicana MHOM/GT/2001/U1103, 3042 nucleotides long. RefSeq lists its product as hypothetical. Bases 1 to 3042 code for a protein of 1013 amino acids. Lineage: Eukaryota; Euglenozoa; Kinetoplastea; Trypanosomatida; Trypanosomatidae. Gene Ontology annotation, molecular function: 5'-flap endonuclease activity; metal ion binding. The transcript has a single exon. The record is from RefSeq and is a predicted model, not a curated record.
AUGGGAAUCAAAGGUCUCUGGCAGGCCCUGCGCGAGUACGUCGACGAUGGCCAUCUGUCUCAGUUUCGCGGCCAGCGCAUGGCGGUCGACAUGUAUGUGUGGCUGCACCGGUGUAUACAUCGCUCUGUGCGCAUCCGCACUGAGUCGGUCGUCGCCUUCUUCGACGCCAAGUAUAGCGGCACCCCGUGCGGCACGGAACCGAACUCGUUAGACAGCGGAGGUGACGCCGUGGCGCGUGCGUCACCGUCGCCGGCGUCGUUGUCGCUCGACGAUGUCCUGGUCAUCGAUGAUCAGUUUGUGGCACUCGUGGUGGACAAGGUGGCAGCGCUUCAGCGCUUCGGUGUUAUUCCUAUCUGCGUCUUCGAUGGCGCAGGAAUGCCGAUGAAAGGCGGCACCGACGAGGAGCGACAGCGGCGGCGAGUAGAGGCUUUUCAAGGGGCACUGAUCAAGCUGGAGAGGCUCUACUGCGAUGCGCGUCGUCAUCGCGGGUACACGGUGGAGGGCCACACGGCUGGUUCACGCAUCACGCUUCCGCGAGACUCGCGCCACUAUGAGGAGGCUGUUCAGCUGCUGGAGAAGGCUGUUGACAUCUCCACAGAGCUGGCACACGCCGUCAUCCAGGUGUUGAGGGAAGAGCGCCAUGUGGAGUGCAUCGUCGCGCCGUACGAGGCGGAUGCGCAGCUGGCCUACCUAUGCCGUGAGGGGUACGUCGCGGCAGCGGCGUCGGAGGACUCUGACUUGAUCGCGUACUACUGCCCCUGCGUCAUCUCCAAGCUGGACACUUUCUCCGGCAAGUGCGAAGUGCUGCAGCCACCGCUGUGCGCGCCGCACUUCUUCCGGCGUAUGGCCGCAACGAGCGCCACCGCCUCCUCCGCUGCCGCGCUGCUGCUGCGGUCCGCCACCGGCGACCGACGCGCCGCAGCCGACGCAGAUGCGGCUGGGCACCGGCGUGAUUGCGUGAACAGCGACCACGCCCGCAUGCGAGCCGCUGCGCUCCAGUCUCUCCAGCGACCCCAUAACUCCAUCAACGGGGUGGUUGACGCGAACUCGGGUGAGGGUACCACCAGCGCCUCGAUCGCCGCAACCGCAAGCGGAUUCACCUACGAAUCCUUCCUGCUUGGCUGCAUCUUGAGUGGGUGCGACUAUGUGCCCAACCUGCGCUCCAUCGGGGUCAAGAAGGCGUUCAAGCUGAUCGCGCACGCCACAUCGCUGCGCCAAUGCUUUACCACCCUGGAGCGUGAAUUCGGAUUUCCAGCGGACGAGCUGAGGCGCUAUCGGCACCGUAUCUUGGAAGCCUUUUACUGCUUCGCACAUCACCUCGUGUACUCACCCCUCACACAGGAGAUCGUAACAUACCAUCCCCUGCCCAGCUCCGACAGCGGCGUCACCGCUGUGCUCAAAACGCAACUGGUUGGCGAGGUGUGGCCUGCGCAGAUGGCGCAGGAAGUGUGUGUGCAGUGCCUCAAGGACCCGUGCACCCUGCAGCUCUAUAAGGGCGUGUAUCAGCCAUGCGUCACACAGUACCUGCAGAGGACAAGGCGCGGGCAGACCUCACUGAGGGCGUACACCGGCUUCCACGAGAUGUCGUCGAACCGCGUUGUGGUGCACCUGGAGAAGCAGCGGCGAGGCGAAUUGGCCAUCUCGCAGCGCAGUCCUGACAAGGCUAGCUUCGGCGCACCCUUGAAGAAGCAGCGUGUUGCCUCUGGAUUUAUCGGCAGCAACGCAGCGCCGCCCCAGUCGUCGUCCUCGUCGCGACAGCAAGCAGGGAUGGUGGUUGUUCGAUCGCGGUUCUUUAUGGUGCGCGGGCGCACCGCGGUGUGUGAGCAUUGGUCCACCAGCGAGACGGACAACGACGAUGACGCGGAUAGCGGCGGGCCAGAGGAGCACGUGAUGGUGCCAAGGCGGGCGUCUCUCUGCCCAGCAGAGCCGAUGACCAACACCAGCACCAGUAGUCACAACCCUUUUGCGUCGUUGGCGCACCGCCCAUCAUCGCCGGCGUCGCUCUCGACCACGAAGGCGGCGAGCGGCAGUCUCACGGAUGACUCGCCCAACGGGGUCGGGGCUGCCGCGACCACCACCUCGUGCCGCACAGCCGGGAUAACUGCAGAGGAAGGGACGCAGGAGAUGAUGGAUAGUGGCACUCCCAGCGACUGUGCUAAGUUCGAUGAUUCCGCCGAGAACUUGUCCUCCUCUUGGAUGGGCGGUGGUGGCGCAUCUACGAGCGCAGAAUCUCUGCUCUGCACAUCCGCUUCAGCUCUCUCCAUGAGGGAUUCAGAGAGCGCGAGGGAUGGGGAAUGCGAGGUGGAGGGCGAGCACAGGUCAACGCGCGUGCAGGCGGUAAGGGAGGCGCUGCGAAACGUCUGCUGCAUGGCAGAGACCCCAGACAUUGAGCCAAACACGGACGACAUUGCUCAAGACACCGAUGCGACGGCGAGGGCUGUUGGGACGCAUGCCGCAUCGCCUGCGCCGCCGCCACCGCGCUGCAAUUGCCCGUUCGGCUAUCGGAAGUGCAACCGUGCGCACUCCGUUUUCGAGUCUUGCUUUCUCGGGCGGCCGUGGAGCCGCGAUGAGGGGCCGCCGCCGCCACCGCUGCCCCCGGAGCAGCCGGCGGCACGUGCGCCUGCCUCGGCUAAAGACUCUUCAACGGCGUCGCCGCAGUCUUCGCCAGCGAGUCCUCUGCAGCGAUCAGCCGUGUCGCCGGCGGGAAAAGUCGCUGCUGGGUAUGUGCCGCGCGCUUUUCGCCCUCCGCGCUCCACCGCGGCUGCCUCGGCUGCGACUCUCUCCGCCUCCGGCAAUUCACCGCCGGUGCCUCUGAACGACUGCGACAUGACGACCAAGACCGAGGACUUGGCGAUGCUCCGGUCACCUUCAGAGGCGGAGUUCUUGGCAGCCGCACCGCUCACAUCGCCAUCCUCGUCGAUGUUGCCAUCGUCUCCGACGGAUGGGGGCCCUGCGAGCAGUGCAGCACCACCGCCGCUGCCGUCAUGCGCACCUGCAGUGAGCAUGGCAAUCUUCGAGAAGAUGUUGUUCAAGAAGACGUAG